This is a messenger RNA of Cinara cedri, 10187 nucleotides long. Lineage: Eukaryota; Metazoa; Arthropoda; Insecta; Hemiptera; Aphididae. The record is from the annotation of a GenBank genome assembly.
UAUUAUCGAGUUAUUUUUCCAUGAGCGUCACGUUGGCGGCCUGACGGGCGCGGCCAUAUUUCCAGAGAGAGACCAUUCGUGUGUCGGCGACGGGAAACGACGUAACGUCCGUUCACAAACCGCAUCGCAUCCACCGCAACCCAAUACACCCGUACCGCGUACGAGAGUCAACUCCGCCGCAGCCGUCGUCGCCGUCUCGCUCGCCGGUCCUUUUACGACGUUACAAUAUUUUAACCGUUUUUUUUCUUUCUCCGCCGUCUUCGUUUACUCGUAAACUAUCGUCAUCGUCGUAACUCAACAUUAUUUAUAUUUUUUAAUAACACAUUUUAUUUCUUUCUCGCUGUCUCGCCCGUACCGCCGCAGCAGCAGCAGCAGCAGCCUUCGUCGUCAGAUUAUCACCUUAGCGCCGUCGUGUGUAGUACGCGCGCAGUCGAGUCGCACACAACCUCACGCGUUGUCGCCCGCCGCCGCCGUCGUCGUCUCGUCGUCGUUGCAGCCACCUCCGUAGGCCGCCCGUCCGUGUCUUGUGUCCGAGAAAAUCGCCGUCACCGCCGCUAUGUCCGAAAGGGAAGAAAACGUAUACAAGGCGAAACUCGCCGAACAGGCCGAACGAUACGACGGUGAGUAAACGUCCGUCCGUGUGUGUGCGCGGAUCAUUCGCGGCGCCCCCCGGGGGGCAACCGCGGUCCCCUCCCCCGCGAUAACGGCGGUUGCAAAAACGUCGCGUAGGCUCCUACGCGUAAUUACGCACCGAAAAUUCUGUCCUGCUCGUCCGUGCGGCCGCGUAACCGUACGGCGAAAUUGAUAUGAAAAUACGCUCGGACGCCGAAAAAACAUCGGAAAUUCCGUCGUACCCCUCCGGGCGAAAUUUCUCGCCGCCCGGCGUUUUUUUUUUUUUUCUCUCUCUAAUCGGCGGGCCCCAAAGCCUUUUACGUCGCGACCGUCGGCGGCCGCCGCCGUUGUCGACGCCGUCGCCGCCGCCGCCGCCGCCUCCUCCUCCCCGUCCUCCUCGCCCUCGAAUAAUCAAUACGUAUAAUCGGGCGCGCUAUAUUUUUCCUUUUUUUUUUUUUUUUGUAGGUUAGCCGCAUCGCGCACCUAUGGUUCGUGCGUGUGCGACUGUGUGCAUAUAGGUGUACGCGUACUACGCGCAUAAUACGUAUUAUAUUAUUUUAUUAUAAUUUAUAUUAUUACGAUGUUUGUGUAAUCGUAUGUGUGUGGGCACAACUCUAUAUUGUAAUGUGCGCGACGAUGGGUUUUUUUUUUUUUUUGUCCGUUAGGCGCACGGGAUUCUAUUGCGUCGUGGCCAGUACGACAUAAUAUCAUUAUAAUAACUUCUAUUAAUAUUUUCAGUACGUAAUUAUCGGGUGGCCUCCGCCGCCGGUUCGUCUGACCGUUUUAUCGUUGGUUGAUUUUUCCGGGCGCCGUUCCUCCCCGCAUGUUUUUCAUAUUGAUGCGCGCCGCGAACGCCGCCCCUUCGUGCGUCCGGGGGUAGUCGGCGAGCACGCCCGCGUGAGGGUUUCCGCACGGCGACUCGCAUCACUCCCCUCGAACGGGUGUUUCUCAUUUCAGGUCCGUUUUCUGCGGUGCCCUUGCGAGUCCCCCCCCCUCCUCCGCAUACGCCACUGUCAUUUUCAGCAGUUGAAAUGUGUACCAUUUUUCUUUUUUUUUUUUCUUUGGGAGGCGCAAGAUUGACUACCCAGGCGUUGCCGGUUUUCGAUUUUGACACCCCUUCCCCACCCCCGCUAUUUAUAAAUUGAACCCUGGUUGCGUCGCAGCUGUAGGUAUCUACGUUCCCCGAUAAUUUUUAUGAAAAUAAAACUGCUCGUUUUCAUUAGGUUUAAUGUGGUUUACCGAGUACCUACCCAAUAUCAAUAUCUCUAUUAUCAUCCAAAUACUAUUUUCAAGAAUAUUUUUAUUUUUUAAUAGAACUAAGAAUUAACGUGUAAAAGCUAUUAAUGUGCGUGUAUGUGCUUCCUCGUAUACUAUACAUUAUGUUGCACUUAACUGUUCAAUUUUGAAAUUGUCUUUUUUAGUUUAUUAAACACAAUGAGAUGUUUGUUCAAUUAAAUGUUAUCUUGUAGGUAGGUAGUUUGAAUAAAAAGUUUAUUGUGUUAUCUAAACAGAAUAAAUUAUGGCAUCAAGACGACAUUGUUUGAGACUUCUAAAUUUUAAUAUACCUACCCAAGUUUAAUAACAAUAGAGUACAAUUUCUCGCAUUAUUAUAAUCUGUGUUAGGUAAUCUACCUAGUGUCGUAUUAUAAAAAAUACCCAUUUACUUAUUGGUUAGGUAGAUAUUUACAAAGUAAAUAGUAUGUCGGUAUAACAUUAUGUGUAAUAAUAAAUAUAAAUUUGAAAACUUAUCCUAUAUAAUUAUUGGAACCUAGUACAAAUUUUAGUAUUAAUUUAUAAUUGUUUGUUUUAUUCUGAUUAUUUCUGACCGUUAAUGUCUAGUCAAGUUACCUGAGUGGUUCACAUUCAAAAUUGAAGAAAAUCAAAAUCACAUACAAUAAAUUUAAUUAUUUUGCUUAUUCAGUAUAGAGUAGUAAGAUGGUAUAUUUAUGUAAAAGUAUUUCUUACUGUAAGAACCCGUACAAUAAUUAAAAUUCAUAAUAAUAUUUUUAAACAUUUUAUUUUUUUUUUUUAAGAAUUUAUAUUAUAUUUGUAUUUUAUUCACUUUUAUUAUUUUUCUGUAUCUACUUAGUUUAAUUUAAUCGUAUUAAUUAUAAUCCAUGGCUGAUUAAUUAAAUCAAUAUUAUUAAUGUUUUUAACCAGUUAGGCAUUUACACAAAUUUAAAAAUAAAAAAUAUUAAACCGUUAAAUACUAUAUUGUUAACAUCAACCUUUGAUAUUUGUAUUUUAUUAAUACAUGUUCAAAUGUUCAAGGCUAAAUCACCCUAUAAAAUGUCUGUUAUGAAAUCAAACAUGGAAUGUAGUGUAUUAUUUUAAGUGGUUUUUAAGGUGGUAUUAUGACGAGCAAAUAUUUUGAUGGGUUUUAAAUUGUAAGUAUUGUUAAUGUAGGUACCGACAUAGAUAUUACAAUAGGUAUCUAGGUAAUUAAUAAUUAUUAAUAAGUACUAUUUUAAAACUUUUUCUGUUUAAAGCAUAUGAAGAUCUAUAUUUGUUUUAUUUAUCUUACAUACAUAUCAUAUUAUAAUUUCCUGGUUUAGAAUCAAUAGUUUUAUUUUAAAACAGUUCCUUAUUGAUAAGUGAUUAAAUAAAACAUUAAAAUCCAUUCAUGUUCUACAUACCAACAAAAAAUAUAUUUUCAAAUAUUUGUUAAUAGAUUAAUGUAGGUAUCUACUUAUUCAAAUAUUAUUAUUGUAAUCGCAAUUACUAAAAACAGUAGGUAAUAACUGUGUUUAGUGUCAACUUGGAUAUCAGCUAAGCCGUUAAAUGUAAUUUAUAUAUUUUUUAUUGCAAUCGGGUUACAUGCUUGUUUUUACACUAUUCCAAAUAAAUAGGUACUUAAAAAAAUAAAUAAAAAUGUUUUACUUGUAAUAAUGUCUUUACUCUUGUGAUAUAAUACACAAAAAUAAUAUUAUUCAUUUAGCCAGUACUGUUAGGCAAAUACAGGGUGCUCUAUUUAUCACGAACCAGCAGUUUUUAAGUUAAUUUGAUUUCUGUUUUUCAAAUAUUAUGGAAUUAUUUAAGCUUCAAUCAUUUUUUUUAAUGUUUUAUCCCUACUGCUCUUAUACCUUAAAUGAGUACAAUUGAUUUUCAAAUAGCAAAAUAGACCCUUUUUUAAACCCAUGUAGAGAAUUCUGCAAAUGUUUCAAGAUUUUUCUGUAUUUAUACUCUACUUGUAUUGAAUAAACUAGUUAUGAAUUAUUACGAUUAAAAAUUCAAAUCAAAAGAAAAGAAGUAGGGUAAUCAAUUAUUAUUCAAUUAAUAUGAAAUUAUUCCCCCCCUUACUCCUCCGGUUUAAAUUUCAAAAUUGAUAUAACUCGUAAUUAGUAAAUCUAAUAUUAGUGUUAUUUAUAUAAAUAUAUUUAGAAAAAUAUUUGAUUAGUAUCCUACUCACAGUAAACAUAUCCCCGGUAUAUGAUUUAAAUUUGUUGUUGCUAUUUGACAAUAAUUGUUAGAUGGUGAUUUUUAUCAUUAAAUUUUUAUUGUUAUCACAGUUAUAUUUAUAUAUUUAUUUUGUCAUCAUUUUUUCUGAUACUAUUUAUUAAUUUACAAUUUUUAUUUGAUAAUCGAUCGAUCUGCCAAAGACAAAUAAUAAUGGUCUUAAAAAAAAAUAAAUAAUUGGUGCCAUUAUUAACAGACAAAAAAUAUAUUCAUAUGGGUUAAUUUACAGUGAACAUUUACUUGUUGUAAAAGUUCAUAUUACAUUAAAGCUUAUUAUGUUUUUUAUAUAACUAUGGUAGCUUGCGAACACAAUUUGGCUAAUUAUUUAAUUUGUAGUGGUCGCAUUUACAUAAAAUACAAUGCUAAUUAUCCAUCAGUCCAUAUAGUCUGUUAAUCUUUUCAUCAGAAGAAUCAGGAUGCUCUUAACUUUUAGUUUGUCAGUUUUAAAUUGGUAAGUUUGUGUGUUCUCAAAUAACCAAAUGCCAAUCGUAAAACCGAUUAAUAAAAGUCUCUUGAAGUGUAAGGAGUUGAGUUGAAAUAUUUAAAGGACCUUUCUAUUUAAUACUGUAUAUUGGACAAUAUUCUUUUUAAUAUUACAAAAUUAAUUUUCAAUCGCCAUUUAAUAAUUUGGUUUGUAAUUUAUAACAAUUACCAACAUAUAUUAUUACGCAGAUUGUAUUAUUUCAAGAAUUAAAAGUAAUUUCCUCUGCCUUCUAUUUUAACACACAUUUUGAAUUUUGUAAUGAAAAUAAAAAUGAUAGAUUGAUGACAUUCAGAAAUACAGUUGAAAAAUAAUAGUUAGUAUCUAUUUUUAUUCUCAUCAAAUUACCACAGAUCACAUUACACACUUUUUACGGGAAUAUAAAUGAUUUUACUACAUGUUAUAUGCAUUAUAUUUCAAAAGUGUACCUUUGACGGAAUCGAUAUUGUUUUUAAACGUCAGUAUAAAAUUACUCCCAGUACAAUCAUUGUUUGCUUAUAUAAAUUUAUUUGACUACCUGUUUAAUUAGCAAUUACUUGUAUCUGCUGUGAUAUAAUCGUCGAAUUAAAAGUUAAAAUGUGUAGUAUUAAUGUUAUUAGCGUAAUCGAGCACAUCAAAUAAUAUCUAUAAUAAUUCAAGAUGCCUAUUAUUAUACCAUGUAAUUUGAAAAAUUUUACAAUUUUUUCAUUAGUAUUUGUGUUGUUUUAUUUACGUGGGCAUCCGAGGGGAAAUUAUUGGUAUUAACGGUUCCGGGUAAACAAUAUGAACUCGUUUUAAAUACGUAGGCAUUGUUAUUUUCAGAAAGUAAUUUUUUUUUUUUUUGCUUUCGCCACUAAGCCAAUGUAUUUAAUUUACUUUUGGCGGGGUGUGGUGUACGGAGGGGCGGCGCGUACAUAUAACAUUGGUGUUUCCAUAGUAACGGUCUCUCCCCUUCGUGUCAACUUACGUUGUAUACCGCCGAGGCGUUUUGUACACCUCAUGUACGUCCCCUGAUGGUCUAUUGAUCUGUAAGUUAAAACUUUCGGCACGGCCGUUGUCGUGUCAAUGACAAACGGAAAAAAACAAAAAAAAAAUAACAUGACGCUAAUAAAAAUCCUAAAUCUUGGACGCAUAAAGAUUUAGGUGGCAGUGUUUUAAUAAAUUGCCUUAUCAAUUAAAAACCGCUUAUUGAAGAGCAAAAAAAAAAAUUAAGCUUUUUAAGCGAUAUUUUUGUUUUUUCCAAAUUAUUACAGACUGAUUGAUUGAUUUACGAUAAUAAUUAUCGUGUCUUGGAUUCGACGUAGUUUACUCGUUUUAUUUUUAAUCUCGAAAUAUCUGCUAGAAUAACACACCGCGAGUGUAGGUUUUGAGCGCCGUAUAACUUCGGGAAAUAAAUCUUUUAUUACUCUUGACGCGCAUGAACAGAGGUGGUCGGCUCGCCCGAAAUAAUACCAGUUUUCACAGAAUGUUCGCGUGUUUCUACAAAUAUCACAUGGGUGCGUGUUACAAUAUCCGCGUAAGACUGGUAUUUCCAUGUUUCGUUACUAUUAAUAACAACCGAAUUAUUAAAAUAUAAUCGAUUGGUUAAAAUACUUGUAGGUCGAUAUUCGUUUGAUGUAAAAGGCAUAUAAUAAUAUCAUUGUUCCGUGGGGAUUGGAAGCCCAGUUUCUGUUUUUCUCCUAACACGCUGGCGAACCGGAAUUUGUUGGACCCGUUCCCAUUCCAACAUAACGACUGAUCUAGACGAGCGAUAAGAAUUCUAAAAGUAGAUUUGAGUUUUUCGUCAAGUUUACAUCCGAUCGACCUUGCAACAUUUUUAAUUAUCAUUCUCCGAGUCCCAAAAGAGUAGCAAUUAAAAAUGACGGCCAUACUUCGUACGUGGGCCACUGUUUUGUAGAUGAAGUUGUUGGGAAGGUAGGAUAUUGAAGACAUUUGUUUUAUCUCUGCGCGCUACGAUUAACCAUUGCUAACGAAAAACAAUUCGGUGCGGAGUUCGGUUGUACGUGUUUCGAAGGGCCGUAAUUGAGCAAAAUUUGAUUUUAAAAUUCUUGUAAAAGAGUAUAUAUAGAAUAAUAAACUUGCUCAAUUUUCAAACAUUUCUUAAACACAUUCACACUGAAUACAUAUCACAUAGAAAAAACUACAUCGGAGUAAGAUUUCUAGUUGACAAUUAGUUUGCAGUAUAUAUAAAAGAAAAAGUAAUAUUUUCAUUUUUAAAUAAAUUAAAUUUGAUUCCUCAUUUAAAUCAUACUACAACCAGAACUGGACCAUCUUUAACGUUAAUAAAUAAAAUAAUAUCUAACUUAUAUAUCUAAACUAAUACAUUUUUUUUUAUUUUUUAGAAAUGGUCGAAUCGAUGAAAAAAGUUGCAUCGUUAGAUGUUGAAUUAUCUGUAGAAGAAAGAAAUCUUUUAUCUGUAGCUUAUAAAAAUGUGAUUGGAGCUCGACGUGCUAGCUGGCGUAUAAUUUCUAGUAUUGAACAGAAAGAAGAGAACAAAGGUGCCGAAGAAAAGCUAGAGAUGAUUCGUCAAUAUAGAUCACAAGUAUUAUGCUUAUUUAAACUGAACUAUUAAAUGAUUUUUAUUUGAAGACAUUUGAAAAUAAUUAAUUUAAAUUAUUUUUUACAGGUUGAAAAAGAAUUAAGAGAUAUUUGUUCAGACAUUUUAAACGUACUUGAUAAACACUUAAUAGCUUGUGCUGCUACAGGGGAAUCUAAAGUUUUCUAUUAUAAGAUGUAAAUAUUAAAUAUAAAACAAAAUUUCUUUAUUUACAUGCACUAUUAUAGUUAAUAAAAUAUUGUAUAUGAAAUAAUUUUAUAGGAAAGGUGAUUACCAUAGAUACCUGGCUGAAUUUGCUACUGGGGAAGAUAGAAAAGAAGCCGCUGAACAUUCUCUGGUCGCUUACAAAGCCGCUAGUGAUAUUGCUAAUCAAGACUUACCCCCCACUCACCCGAUAAGGUAUCUUAUUAAAAAUUAUUUAUAUUAAUAGUGAAACUAAAAAGAAUUUAUGUAUAUUUUUUUUAAGGUUGGGUUUGGCAUUGAAUUUUUCCGUAUUUUACUAUGAGAUCCUCAACACCCCAGAUAGAGCAUGUCAUUUAGCUAAAAAAGCUUUUGAUGAAGCAAUUGCUGAAUUGGACACGUUAUCUGAAGAGAGUUACAAAGAUUCCACACUUAUUAUGCAGUUAUUAAGGGACAACCUAACCUUGUGGACUUCAGAUAUGCAAGGAGACGGUAUGGAAAUUCAAAUUUAAAAAUAAAAGUUAUUUUCAUUAAGUUGAUUUUAAUAAUUUUUCUCAGGUGCAGAAGCUGAACCUAAAGAACAACUUCAAGACGUUGAAGAUCAAGAUGUCUCAUAAGUGUCUCAUGUCUCCUGCGAUUGCGCUAUAAUAAAAUAACUAAUUGUCAUCGAAAAACAGUGUCUGUGUACAAAAUAAUAUCAAAUAUGAAAACAUAAAAAAUAUGCAUUAAUAGUUACAGCCCUAAAAGUAAACGCGACUCACUCCAAGACUGUCAAAUUUUUUUCCGUACACUUUGAUUUUUCUUUAUCUCACUGGCAGGGGAAAAUGUGACAGUAAUUUGGUUCAAUCGUAUAAAAUUCCGAAAAAAAAAAAUUAAUAAUAUUAAACAAAUUUUGUGUCUUUCUGUUCAGUAUUAUGUGUUAAAAGUUUUAUUUUUGUAUUUAAAUUAUAAGGCUUUUUAUUAUUAUUUUUUAAAUUUUUUUUGUAUUUUUUUUUUUUUCUUUUAGGUAGAAGAAAUUGGUUAAGCAAUAUAAUUGUUUCUUUUAAUGUAAAAUAGAAAGAAAAAAUUUUUCAUUAGACGUAGUUAACCACAUUGAAAAAGAAGAGGUUAAGGCGUAUAAUAGUUAAUCGGUUCUUAAUAUUUUAGUGCUAAAAUAUUACUUAAAGGAUUUUUUUCUUUCUAUUUUAUAUUGAAAAAAAAUUAUGUAUACAAAAUCAUUACUCCUUAAAAAUCUCAAUUAGAAUUCAGAAUUAAAUUAGGUCCAUUGAUGGCACCUAUGUUCAGUUCCUGUAUUUAAACCAGUGGUUUUAGUUUAUCUUUUAUAACAUUUAUUUGCUUUAAUAUUAGUUAAAAAUGAAACUUUAGCACGUCCAAUGAAACACAUUACAUAUUAUUGUUCAUAAUAUGUAAAUUGUACAAAAAAAAAAAAAAAAAAAAUGGAAUCAAAGUGUACUGUAGUAUUAUUCAUUUUUUGCUUUAUGUUAUGAAAUUUUCUUUUAUAAUGUUUAUGUAAGUUUAUUUUAUUAUUUUUUGCCAAAUUCAUCUUAAAAUACUAAAUUAUAAAAAAAAAAUGUGAAUGUAUACUUUUAUGUCAAUUAGUUUUUACUUUUAUAACAAGUAUUUAACUUAAUGUGCAUGAAGUAUUAUUUGGGAUCAUUAAUGAAGUCAUUUUACAUUUCUGAAUCUAAACCCCCUGCCUUAAAAAAAAAAAAACUAAUUUUAAUGAAACACAUUUUAACUCCUUGAAAAUUAUUUCAGCAAUAAUUAAUUUAUGAUAUCGUUAAUGAUUUUUAAUGUCUGUAACAAAAGGAAAACAAGUGCAACAUUUUGUAUGUUUUCGUCAUUCCGUUUACUUAGAUAAAAAAAAAAAAUAACAAAAUUUAAAAAAAAAAAUUGUAGGUUAAUAUGUGUUUAUUAUAGUUAUGAUAGGGUUUAUUAUAAUAUAAUUUACUAUGAUACGAUAAUUUUGUUAAAAAAUUAUAAAAAAUCGUAAUGCUUUCUCAUCAAGUUUUCCGAAGAUUGUUUUUUUUUUUUCUUAUAUUUAUAUAUGUGUGUGUGUAUACAUAUAUAGAUAUUGUAAUUAUAAUAAUAUGGUAAUUAAAAUGAAAAACCAAGGUGUUAAGUUCAUAGAACCAAUGCGAGUAAUAUUUUAAUAUAAUAUUCGUAGUGCUAUGAGCAUUUUUGAAUCGCAUAAUUCUAUAUCGAUAGCAUUUCGAGUUUUUUUGUUUUUUUUUUUUUUUUUGUGAUAUUUUUUUUAAAACUGUAAUCAUUUAACUACAUGUACUGACAAUACCUGUAUGUAUUUUUUAUUGUGUGUUAAUCGCAUCAAAUACGGACCAAAAUGUUUACAGUCUAAAAACUUUUUAAAAAAACUUAAGUAGUUCUUAGCCACCUAUCGAUUAUUUAGUCUUAUUUAUUGUGUAGAUUUUUUUUUCUACUUCUCAGUAUACGUGAUAAUUAAAAAAAAAAAAAAAAAUUAAUGAAAUUUAAUUAUAUUAUGAUAUUAUUUCCGGAAAAUUUCCUUUGCCGGUAACCAUUUAUAAUUUACAUACUAAUUAAUUUUAUAUGCAUAUUAUUUAUUUAUGAUAUGCGUGUAUUUGAUGUAUUUUCAACACUUGAUCAACAAUACAACUUACUAUAUUAUAACGAGUGUGUUUGUGUGUGAGAUAGGGAUCCUUUGUAUUACUCCAAUCCCCGCCCUACGUAAUGUUUUUAGUAUAGAUGUGUCAGUAACUUUUUUUACAUACCAUUUUUUAAGAUGUAUAUUAUUAUUUAUUUAUUUUGUCUCUUUAAACAAUAAUAUUAAUAUUAAUUAAUAAUAUAACAUUAAACCUAUAUUAUAAUAUUAAUAUGCGCCAUUGCAUUAAAUUUUUACAUCUUUCAAAUUUUGUUAUGUUUAUUAUGUUGUCUUUUUGUUAACUG